AGCAGACAGUCUGGAACCAGUGUGCGGUUAGAUACAGAGAGAGAGAGAGGGGGAAAGCACAGACAAAGGGGGCGACACACACAGACAGAAAAAGAGUCCUAUGAAGAAGGAAGAGACAAGUAUUACAUUUCCCUUAAUUCCUCUUUUCUGUGGAUCUCGAGUCAGGUGUCCAGUCAUGAAGGAGCAGAAGUUGAAACAGGAAGUUUGCAGUAUCCAACAGGAAGCUCCAAGUGCUCGGCAGGCACUGCUCGAUAACUUCACCAACCUACUGAAGGUUGCCGAAUACUGCCAUACGAACUACCUACAGUCGGGAGUGAGCAGCAAAAAGGCAUUGGAGGAAACCAAGAGCUUCGCCAGCCAAUCGCUGGCCAGUGUUGUUUAUCAAAUCAGCACAUUGGCCAAUAGCCUGCUUGCUUUGCUUGAUGCUCAGACAAAUCUGAUUGGUCACAUGGAGUCUUCCAUCAACCUAAUUGGUCAGACUGUGGAGAUGCACAGGGAGAAAGUCGCCCGGAGAGAGAUUGGCAUUUCCACGGUUAUGAAGCGAGUUCCCCGUGGAGCAGAGAUGACCCCGGCUGACCCCGCGGUACACCGUCCCACCGAGUACCACCGCCGACCCAUCGACUACUCAGUACUGGACUCUGUUGGCCACCAAUACACAAUACCAGGGAAGCAGCAUUCCGGAAUGAUCCGUAAAGCUGGCAGCUCAAUCAGGUCCUUCAAAGCUCCUGGACAAGUGAUAUGUCCACUCCCUCCGUCUCUUGGCUUUGGCAAGCCUGAGGAACCACCCACUGAGAGUGACAUCAUGAUGAGCAAAGCCCCGCCCACAAACAAUAAUGUCACAGGGAUACCCGUCUCUUUGAGAACUCCCUGGUCAAAUUAUCCAGUGGAGCUGGUGGCCCAGCCCACUUCAAAGGAGUUUCUGUCCAAUCACAGCCUUCGUCCCCCCUCCACGCCCCCCAGCCUGGAGCCUGUGGAAGAGGUGACCGUGUUACUGCCCACUCCGGCUACGCCUAAGCUUGAUGUCAUCUCUAAUUCCGCCAUCGAGGAACCCAGUCCACCAUUUCUGCCACAUCCCGACCUUAUUCAGGAUGGAGAAGUUUCUUCCACAACUCGGAGGAAUCGCAUGCGUCGACUGCCCCCCAUCUCCCGCUCUCUCUCUCUGAGGGGGAGGGCUCGCCCCCACGACACACACUUACUACCUUCCGUCCAAUCAUUGAUGAUCCCGCCCCCUCCUCCUUAUGCUCCUCCUCCUGCUCCUCUUCCUCUCUCCUCUGCUCCUCUUCCUAUCUCCUCUGCUCUUCUUCCUCUAUCUGCUCGUCUCCGCUUAAAUGCCCGCCUACAACACCUGGACCUGGAGCUUCCAGUCCCGCCCCCUCCUCCCCUGUUGGACGACAGCUCGCAGUUAAAGUGAUAUCCCUCUUGCCACUGACAUCAAUACUCCUACAGGAUUAUGGUUGUUUAUUUAGAAUAAUAUAAAUAUGUGUGAGUUUAUAUAUAUAUAUAUAUUUUGUGUAUGUAUGUAGGUUUUUAUUUGUCACAUACUCAUACAGGAUGUGCAGUGAAAGGUUAGUAUACUCUAUGUUCUGUGCUUAAAAAAAUAAAUAAAAUAGAGUAAAAUACAAUAUAAGAAAUGAAAUGUAUACACAAUUAAAACUGCAUAAACAGGGAGAUGUACAAAUUGUAUUGUGCAAUAUGGCCAUUGUUAAAGUGGGGAUGAGGGGAUUGUCCAGUG
Gadus macrocephalus (Pacific cod) is the source of this 1732-nucleotide messenger RNA. Its product is annotated as abl interactor 1-like. Bases 101 to 1411 code for a protein of 436 amino acids. The transcript is spliced from 11 exons. Gene Ontology annotation, cellular component: lamellipodium. Gene Ontology annotation, molecular function: SH3 domain binding. The record is from RefSeq and is a predicted model, not a curated record. Lineage: Eukaryota; Metazoa; Chordata; Actinopteri; Gadiformes; Gadidae.